Molecule: messenger RNA, 540 nt
Organism: Neurospora hispaniola
Lineage: Eukaryota; Fungi; Ascomycota; Sordariomycetes; Sordariales; Sordariaceae
Exons: 2
Coding region: 1-540 (179 amino acids)
Source: RefSeq, a predicted model, not a curated record
AUGCUCGAGCUCUUUCAAGAUGGAGAGCAUUUGCUGAUUUGCAAUGACAAAAAAGGUCCAAAAGGUCCUCUGGAGCCUUCGAUAGGCUCUUGCUCCCCCCCCCUUUGGAUCCACCAACCCGGCCGUCCUAAACGACCCGAGAACCCAGUCCUGGACUUCUCGCCAGUCUCCUCAUUCCCAAGAUUUCCCCAGUCUCGAUUUUCCACUUCUCAGGGACCUGACCUGGAUCCCAAAGGGCCUCAACUGGACCCUACCUGGCCGAAAAAGGGUAAAGACGCAGCUCCCGCCCGGCCAAACUCCACACCCCGCACUUUGCCAACAACUGCGCCAACCAGUCAUCAAAGAAUCGACGAAUCCGGCUGUCGGCUGCUAUCCUGUCCGGCCCUAGGCGUGCCACCGCCGAAAUCGUCCAGGCCCUCCGGCUUUAUGGGCAGGUUUGGACUUCCACUACUCGGCGACGUCAACAUCGAAGAGGGCAUGACAACACAGCUCAGCCAGAUGACGACGCGACGGCAACAACGAGUGCCACCAUCCAUCUGA